GCAGAAGCCUCAGAGAUACAGUCACUAAUAAAACCCCUCUUUCUCCUCGUUCCUCCCAAAUUGCUAUUCUACUGGAAAGUCACAGAGUUUCUGCCAAAGCAUACAUCUGAACUAAAAGCGGAAGCAUUUAUAGAAGAAAGUUCUGCAAUAUCAUCACAGUAUUCCAAAUUUAGGCAGAAAAGUAAUGGAAGAGCAAGAAACUACUGCAGGGAUAUUUUUUUAUAUCAUGCAAGUGUUUAAAAAUUCUCUUGAUUUAUAAGACUGAACAGAUUGCUUACGUCUUUUAUUCACAGAGGAAAUCCACAACACCUGGGGGAGUGGAAGGAACUCAUCCGUCUCAGUCUACUUAAUAGAAGUUUGUUUGCAGAACUAUGAGACCGCCUUCAGCAGGGCAGCCUCCCCUUUUUAAUAUAAGCCAUGUCUGGAGAUAUAGUCUAUGCUGAUCUCCAAACUAUUAGAGCUUCACAUUUAGGACAUUCAUCUCCAGUUCCAAGACCUGAGUCUCACCAUCAUAGAAUUCUUCUGAAAAUUGGAUGUACAAUGAUUAUUGUCCUCCUUGUAAUAAUAAUUAUGCUCAGCAUUUUUGUUAUCCAGUACAAAUCUGCAAGACAUACUGAAGUGGAUAAUGAAUCAAAAGAGGCAUACUGUAAUGGGAAAAAUAAAUCUGGAACAAUCACCUCAAUAGUUUCUUCCAACCCUCCUACUGCUCACAAACCAUGCCCCAACAAAGACUGGAAGCUACAUGAGGGGAAAUGCUACUGGGUUGAUACCCAUAAGAAAUCUUGGAUUGAAAGUAGAAAUGACUGCAUCAUGAAAAAUUCACAGCUCAUGGUGAUUCGGGACUUCAUUGAUAUGAGUUUCCUAUGGCUGCACCUAAGUCAUUCAGACUAUUAUUGGAUUGGCUUGAGUAUUCCAACCAAAGAAAAACUAUGGACCUGGGUAGACAACAGCUCGUUUGACCCCCGUCUAUUUUCAAUAGAAGAAAGCACACCAUGGACUCGGAGCAUGAAAUGUGCCCAGGUGUCUCGUGUUAACAUAAUUGGGAAAAAAUGUGAAGACCGUGAGCAAUGGAUUUGUCAGUUGUCAUCCACUCAGCAGUAAAUCAGUCUCCAUUUCUCUGGCUGAAAAACACAUGAAGUUUGAACUCAUGACAAAGGAUAGUCCAGACAGAGUAUUACUUAUAUCCUCGAGGGCUCUGUAUGUGCAAGAAUGUGUUCGUGUAUGGCUCUUGUCACUAUAGCACUAUCUCUCUAUAGUGUGGGAAGGCUGCUGGAAAAAAUGUUAUGUAAAAUGAA
This is a messenger RNA of Artibeus jamaicensis (Jamaican fruit-eating bat), 1295 nucleotides long. RefSeq names its product C-type lectin-like domain family 1 (gene CLECL1P). The transcript has 6 exons. The coding region runs from base 418 to 1101 and encodes 227 amino acids. Lineage: Eukaryota; Metazoa; Chordata; Mammalia; Chiroptera; Phyllostomidae. The record is from RefSeq and is a predicted model, not a curated record.